GUGCUUUCUCGGUAAUUAGACACCCAGUAAUAGAAAGAUCCGAAAUCUCGCGGGAAAUCAAUGAAGAACACUUGAAUAGCCUUCAAAAACGCACAGUAGUAUUCUUUGAAGAACUCUCUCUGCUUAUAAAAGAAGAAGAAUGGAAGGUAAAGUUGGAGGAGGGGUAGGAGGAGAGAUAAGAAGAGUUCAUAUCAUAUAUUUUCUGAGUCGAAUGGGUCGAGUUGAACAUCCACAUCUCAUUCGAGUUCAUCAUUUGAGUAAAAAUGGUGUUCAUUUACGAGAUGUUAAGAGAUGGUUAUCAGAAUUGAGAGGAAAAGAUAUGCCAGAUUCAUUUGCCUGGUCUUACAAAAGGAGGUAUAAAACGGGUUAUGUUUGGCAAGAUUUGCUGGAUGAUGAUCUUAUCAGUCCAAUUUCGGACAAUGAAUAUGUUAUUAAAGGAUCAGAAAUAACUACACUUUCAUUUGAUCCCUGUUUCCACGGAGAGAAAAAAGGUUCAACCUUAGCGAAAGCAGAGACAAUUACUUCAAUUGAAGAGAUUAAAUCAAAAAUCCCAGAUAGCAAAAGUAGUAAUGGAGGAGAAUCCCAAUUUGAUGGUGAAGAUUCAGGACCGUUAGAUUCAGAAACAUCAACAGAAAGUAGUGAAUCAAUCAAAGAAAGAAACUCUGAUGACGAUCAUCAAAAACAGAGGAGUAUUGUUCCCAUUACUGAGAUUAAAGAAUUAAAUGAUGAAACUGAGAAUUCUUUACAAAAGAAUGAUAAAAAUGAAAUUACAGAGAAACAGAAUCCGUCAUCAUCAUCAUCAACGACAUCAACAGCAAGAUCUUCUUCUUCGUCGUCAUCUUCAUCUUCUUUCAAUAAGAGUAAGAGUUAUUCGAGUGGUGGAGCUACUAAUGUGUUUCGAAGUCUACUGAGUUGUCGUGCAACAGAUAUAAACGAUUCAGCUUUGAUGAUGAUCCGUAGAAGUUCUUGUUCUUCUUCUUCAGAGAUUUGCAAAUUUGAGAAUUUGGGUGGGUCUGACACGAAUACUAGUGGAAUAUUAUGGAAUCAACAUCAAUCAAGGAGAAGUAUCAGUAAACCAUCAUCAUCAUCUUCAGAGAACAGUACAUCAAAGAAGUCAAAUGAAUUCGGUGGUAGCCAGAAAAAAGUCUCUGCUGCUUUCAAACCAGUUGCUGAGCCUCACUGUUCGCAAUGUGGGAAGGGGUUCAAGCCAGAGAGGUUACACUCACACAUGAAGUCCUGUAGAGGCUUGAAAAGCCUGAGCAAGAAUCGCAAUAGUGCUACAGCUGGGUAUGAUUGUGAGACUGAGCAGAAGUUCACAACAUUUGGAUCUUUUAAAGAAAGAAACCAGCAGGGAUGUUUUUAACUAUCUUAUGGUCCGGAAAUGAUGAGAGAUCUCUGCUAUCUGUUUACCUAGGUAUUACGUGUAUAUGUUUAAUUUUACUGCUCUUUAUCCUUUGAACACAGAACUUUUGAGUAGCUCUUUCUCCCAGUUGUAUAUAAGUUAGAAAAGAGGGUGAAAGAAGUACUCAAAGAAAGAGAUGACUUCGAACCUAUCCAUCGCUUUACGCAUAGUUGAUUGAUUUUUGGUGCCCCAAGAGUGCAAGGAACCAUACAUCGAAAAUCUUUGAAGAACAGGUUAUAGCGCUUCAACUUCCUAUUGAAACAGCAAGCGACUUAACUUGUAUGGUUAAAACUUUGAAAUGGUCAUCAAAUUGAAACAGCAAGUAAAAUACAGCAACAUAGACUUGUAAUUUGUAAACAUGGGAAUUUGACAGCAUGGGUGUGCCCGUAGUAAAGAGAUGUUAUAUAGUAAGGCUCAUAUUGUAAGGAGGUUGUCUACUUGAUGUCAACAUUAAGCCAACUCUUCCUAUAAAAGGAGGUUUCCCAAGAGGAAAGAGGGUAGAGCUAAUAGAAUAUCCUAGAAGAGAGAGAAAGAGUUCUCCAGGUAAUUGUAUUUUGUAUUGGGAUUAGUCUCCACAUUACCCUAUAAUAAUAUUUGGGUGUUUACAUUUGGCGAUUUCACUGGGGACUAAUCUUCAGUACCAAUAUCGACUCCUACCCUACCCCGGAAAAUAUCUGGCCACUCCUACCCCGACUUCCAUCUUCAUCCCAUUUAUACCCGGGGUCAUCAAACGAAUUAGCAACAAUCACCACCACCGAAAAUCCAUUCCAUUGUCAUAACCAUCACUCCACUGUCACCCACGGACACUACUACUUCAAUUUGAUAACAUCCCCCGGGUGAGGAAACACCGAAAGCAUCACAUAGCACCAUUGUCACCCGAAGUCCCCUGCCUUCUUCAACAUAUCACCAACUCCUCAUCUGAAGUCCAUCUUUGGCAGCUCCGUCAUUAUCUCCUCUCUCAACUACCACCACCGUAACCAACACCAGCAGCGCCAAUAACCCUAUCGUUCUUCUUUCUUCUUCGUCAAAAAUCACAGAAACUCCAACCCAUUUUCCAUCGUCCCCGAAUCAAAUCAGUUCUUCAGGAUUUCAAUUGAAUCCUUAAACCCAACCCCGAUCUCGGUUACACUCUAACCUAACUUUACAUCAAAAUCAAUUUGAUAUGAAGAUUUCUUUCAUUAUUCCGCUACCUUAUCCAAAACCUCCAUGCCCUGCACCACCACCCCUACCACGAGCAAGAAAAAGAAAGAGAAGCUGCUGUUUCUAGCCUUGGUCCAGCAGUUAAAGGCCGAAACAGUGAGGAGUUUCCGCGGUCACCACCAAAUCAUCAUCCCAUCGUCAUCCGGAGAAACCACUAGUUUGGACCACCCACUGCCGGAAUCAAUAAAGUCAUCACCAACAUCAAAUCCGAAGAUUCAAUCAGCAAAAACAAUUAUAUAGAUAAGUUUCAUCGUUCCUCAAACUCUCAAUCAAACUGUGACUAUUAAUUAAUCGUUUUCAAUGACAAAGGGUUUUAUAAAUUAAACUGAAUAUUAAUUAUGAUUUGAAAUCAUCACUUGCAAUCACCAAAUCGUUCUGCUAAUUUAUCACCUUUUGUUGCUUUGGUAGACAUCGUUUAGUCAUGAUCGGGAAGACAAGAUCCGGGGCAGUGAUGUUCACAAGAAGUUCACAAGAAAGCUCAAUCGUCAACAAUUAUGAUAAAGCUUCAGUUCAUGGCACCGGUGGAACCUCUGUUAAUGACGAAGGAGUUGUGUACUUAAAAGAAAGAAUUUUCCAACAUCUUUAUCAACACGAUAGUUGCGAACUCAAUUGUCGGAAUGGAGUCUCCAUUGAUAAACCUGCGGAAAAGAAGAUCCGAAGAGUCGUGGAUGGCUAAACCCCGAACCCCGAUUACAACUAUCAACACUCAAAGUCUGUACCUACCAUCGAACCAUCGCUCCACUGCCAUCCGGGGACGCCACUACUAACACAACUUCGGAUUUGUGUUAGGACAUUUGACUUUAAUUGAGCAGAGAAGAAUUGAAGAGGUGAUGAACAGCCGAAGCCAUGAAGAGUCGUUGUUGUCGUGCACAACAAACUGAGGUUUCAACCGAUGCCACCAUCAACAUCUCAUUGGAAACCUGACAUCCGACAUGAAUAAUUCCAAGACCUCAAGAAAAGUACACACAACAAACAACACUCAUUGCCGAUGAAGAGAGAAUCUGUGAAAGACAAACUGAUGACAGCAGCUCAUUGUCCAAUACUACCCCGACUGACAACACACAAAAAGCAAAGCUAAGUAUUCGAUGCCUAAUCAUGACAUCUUAUAGUAUGUUCCCAGGGACGGAGCUAUGUGCAUCCUAGGGGUGGCCCCCAUACCCUGUUUUUUGUUAAUUCAUUAGACAUACCUUGAUGUUUUUGUUAUUUGGAGAAAAAAUCUUUCAAUAAACCCCCCAAAAA
Papaver somniferum (opium poppy) is the source of this 3841-nucleotide messenger RNA. RefSeq lists its product as uncharacterized. The transcript is spliced from 7 exons. Bases 140 to 1363 code for a protein of 407 amino acids. Lineage: Eukaryota; Viridiplantae; Streptophyta; Magnoliopsida; Ranunculales; Papaveraceae. The record is from RefSeq and is a predicted model, not a curated record.